ACCAAAUUGGAGCGGCCAAUGGAUACCGAGAGGUAUAUCGUUUUGUUGGAAUAAUUUUAUUCUAUCGGCGCGGCGCCACUCUUCUUAAAACUCUACUUCCAAAUCCAAACGCUCAAAAUAGGUUUACCAUUAACCAACCCCUGCUCGAUUCUUCUCCAACUUCCAAGUUUCAACUCAAUUCUGCUGCAACAACAAACAAGAUUCCCUUACUCCACUCAAUUUCCGCUGUAGAUCAUCGCAUUCCCCUUUCUUCGCGCCUUUCUCAAUGGCCUCCAAGUUCGGUUUGGCCGGCGGGUUGCCGGAGCGGCGUGUCCGUCCGAUAUGGGACGCUAUAGAUUCAAGGCAGUUUAAGAAUGCUCUCAAAGCUGUAACAACUCUUCUUUCUAAGUAUCCGAAUGCGCCUUACGCUCUGGCACUUAAAGCGAUGGUUUUGGAAAGAAUGGGAAAGGCCGAGGAAGCGUUAUCUGUCUGUUUAAGUGCCAAAGAGCUAUUGUAUACUAAUGAUUCUAUCCUGAUGGAUGAUCUUACUCUGAGCACGUUACAAAUUGUUUUCCAGCGACUUGACCACAUGGACUUGGCAACUAGCUGUUAUGAAUAUGCAUGUGGAAAAUUUCCAAAUCACCUUGACCUGAUGACGGGGCUUUUCAACUGCUAUCUUCGCGAGUAUUCGUUUGUUAAACAGCAGCAGACGGCCAUCAAGAUGUAUAAACUUGGAGGUGAAGAAAGAUUUUUGCUUUGGGCAGUUUGUAGCAUCCAAUUGCAGGUGCUUUGUGGUAAUGGUGGCGAAAAGCUGUUGUUAUUAGCUGAGGGUUUACUCAAAAAGCAUAUUGCCUCCCAUAGCUUACACGAACCUGAAGCUAUUAUGGUCUACAUUUCAAUAUUGGAACAACAAGCCAAGUAUGGAGAUGCCUUGGAAGUUCUCACUGGGAAAUUGGGUUCGUUAUUAACGGUUGAAGUUGAUAGACUUCGCAUACAGGGGAGGCUUCUUGCUCGGGCAGGUGAUUUUGCAGAUGCUGCCAAUAUAUUUCAAAAAAUCUUAGAGUUACGCCCUGAUGAUUGGGAGUGCUUCCUACACUAUCUCGGCUGUCUGCUGGAGGAUGAUAGUAACUGGUGCACUGAGCAGGGUGUCGAUUCAAUUCAUCCACCAAAAAAGGUGCUUUGCAAGAUUUCACCUUUGGCGGACGAAUUGUUUGACUCCCGUAUAUCAAUUGCAUCGGCUUUUAUACAAAGAUUACAAGAAGAUAGUAACAAUAAAUUAUUAAGGGGUCCAUUCUUGGCCAAUCUUGAAAUUGAACGGAGAAAGCACAUGCAUGGCAAGGGUGAUGAUGAAAAGUUCUUGGGGGCUCUUACUGAUUAUUAUGUCAGAUUUGGUCACCUAGCCUGCUUCCCUUCUGAUGUUGGAAUGUUCCUUGAGGUGUUGGCUCCUGAUAAGAAGACUGAAUUACUUGAGAAGUUAAAGAACAUCACUCCCUCCACGUCUAUCAUCUCAACUAAGGCUCUCGGGCAGUCAAUAACACUUUUAAAACUUCAAGUUCUGAGUGGAAAUAUGUUCCAUCUUCCAGUCUCUGAACUUGAGCGUUGUGUAGUACAGAUGGCAGAGAUCUACUGUGAAAACCUCCCACUUUCAAAAGAUUUAGAUCCUCAAGAAAGUAUGCAUGGGGAAGAGCUUUUAUCACUGAUAUGCAAUCUGCUGGUUGAGCUCUUUUGGCGUACACAAAAAUGUGGCUACAUUAUAGAGGCUAUUCUGGUGUUGGAGUGGGGCUUGACCAUCAGAAGAUAUGUUUGGCAGUACAAGAUCUUAUUGUUGCACGUGUAUUCCUAUUUAGGUGCCCUUUCGUCUGCUUUUGAAUGGUAUAAAUUGUUGGAUGUAAAAAAUAUUCUGGUGGAAACUGUUUCCCACCACAUGUUACCCCAAAUGUUAGCAUCUCCUCUUUGGGUAGAUCUAAGCAAUCUUUUGAAGGACUACUUGAAGUUUAUGGAUGACCACUUCAGGGAGUCUGCUGAGCUUACAUUUGUUGCGUAUCGCCAUAGAAGUUAUUCAAAAGUUAUUGAAUUUGUUCAAUUUAAAGAACGGUUGCAACACUCUAGUCAAUAUCUAGUUGCAAGAGUUGAAGAAGCAGUUUUACAGUUAAAGCAACAUGCACAUAGCAUUGAAGAAGAGGAGGCCACUCUUGAGAACCUGAAAUCCGGGAUUCACUUGGUUGAGCUUUCUAAGGAGAUCCCCUCUAAACCUCUGAAAUUCAAUGAAGAUUUUGAGUCUCGUCCGUGGUGGACUCCAACAUCAGAAAAAAACUAUCUCUUAGGUCCUUAUGAAGGAAUUUUCUAUUGUCCAAAAGAGAACUUGAACCGAAAUCUGGAAGUCGGUGUUAGGAGAAAUGUGGAGAGGAGAUCCCUUCUUCCUCGCUUGCUUUACCUUUCUAUUCAGAGUGUUUCAACCUCAAUCAAGGAGAACUUUGAGAUCGAUGGUUCCCUAUCUGAUCUUAAAAUCUCCACUGAGCUAAAACUUCUGCUUGAGAGCUAUGCAAAAAUGUUGGAUUCUACUUUUGAGGAUGCAGUUGAACUGGUUACAGCAGUUUCCAACGGACUAAGUUCCUACAAGGAUUUUGGCCACAAUUUGGUUGAAUGGUUUAAUUUUGCUGUGUUUCUAAAUGCAUGGACCUUGUGUUCUGAUGAGCUAGGAGGAAAAAACGCUGAUGGAUAUCAGUCUCGUACCUGGCAUAUUGUCAAUUCUCUUCUGGAAAAGUACAUCUCGGAAGCAGUUGGAUCCUUGGAAUCCAUAAUCUUCACUCCUUACGACAAUAGUAUGCGCACCCUUGUGCAGGUGGUCUCGGAGCCAUUAGCUUGGCAUGGCCUUGUACUCCAGGCCUGCGUUCGAUCUUCUCUUCCAUCUGGUAAAAGAAAGAAGAAAACAGGAUCAGCUGCUGAGCUAUUCUCUUCUCCUCUAUUUCUCGCAGUACGGGAUUCGACACAAUCUUUGUGUACUACUCUAGAGGUCUUGCUGGAGUGGUUAAAAGGGCUUGUCAACCAAUCGGAGGAAGGUAAAUUAGAAGCCAUACUUUCAUCAAUUCAAAACAAUGGAAAAAAUGAUGGGCCUGGACAAGUUUUCCGCACGCUCGAAAAUUUGACAUCGUCCAUGAACAGUACAGAACUUGGUCAUAGGAUUACCGAAACAUUGAAGUCUUGGAAUACUGUAGACGUUGCAAGGAAGCUAAUUACGGGAAAACAUGUAAUGUUAAAUGAGUUUAUAAAAAUUUGUGAAUCAAAAUUCAAAUCACUUCAGAAAUUGAAACAACAAAUAUCUCAAGUCUGAAGGUGGUGACCAUUUCCGAUCAAUGCCACAUCUCUCUGGUUGCAUUCAGCCAAAAUUUUCGUCCCCGGAAGAAUAUUGAACGAUGAGUUGAAUUAUGUUUUCCAUUCAAGAUUUUGCUCAGCAACAACAAGCAGGUGGUUGAUGUAAUUGACUGCUGGUACAAAGAAUUUCUGUCGAUCAUCCAGUUUGAUAGGAGCUGAAACCAAAUAAACAAUUUUUUCUUGCUUUAUAUUUGAGGGGAGUUUUAGAUUUGAUUGAUAGCUUUUUGGUACAGAUUUUGAGAUUCGAAGCUUAAUUUUGUAAGUUUCAAUUUGUUUGUCAAUUGGUUUUGGUUUCAGCUCGUAAGAGAUCGGAAGCAGGAUAUCCGUUACUAAUUUUGUAUAGAAAAAGAUUGCAAAAUGCCAAUGACUGGACUGAGCAAAGGUUAUUAUCUGAAUUCCUAAAAUUAUAUUUUAGUUCUUAAUAUUACCAAA
This is a messenger RNA of Cucumis melo (muskmelon), 3783 nucleotides long. RefSeq names its product N-terminal acetyltransferase B complex auxiliary subunit NAA25. Gene Ontology annotation, cellular component: cytoplasm; NatB complex. The transcript is spliced from 19 exons. NCBI's taxonomy places the organism in Eukaryota, Viridiplantae, Streptophyta, Magnoliopsida, Cucurbitales, Cucurbitaceae. Gene Ontology annotation, molecular function: protein binding; protein-N-terminal amino-acid acetyltransferase activity. Gene Ontology annotation, biological process: N-terminal peptidyl-methionine acetylation. The record is from RefSeq and is a predicted model, not a curated record. The coding region runs from base 266 to 3310 and encodes 1014 amino acids.